Leucoraja erinaceus (little skate) is the source of this 3207-nucleotide messenger RNA. It is a transcript of the gene ccz1, whose product is annotated as CCZ1 homolog, vacuolar protein trafficking and biogenesis associated. NCBI's taxonomy places the organism in Eukaryota, Metazoa, Chordata, Chondrichthyes, Rajiformes, Rajidae. Gene Ontology annotation, biological process: vesicle-mediated transport. The record is from RefSeq and is a predicted model, not a curated record. Gene Ontology annotation, cellular component: Mon1-Ccz1 complex; intracellular membrane-bounded organelle. The transcript is spliced from 17 exons. The coding region runs from base 193 to 1629 and encodes 478 amino acids.
UUUGACAGUUCUGAGGGCCAGAAAUAUUUCAUCCAGUAUGUGGUGCUGUAGAGUUCCUCCAGCAGACACUUCAGGAUGGUUUGUGAGGCAGGACUUUAGACUGAAAACAUCAACAAGUAGAUGGUUGUCUGAGACUCGAGUAAUGUGCUUCAGCACCGAGGUAGAGAAAGGAAUUGAAUUAAAACAUCGCCGAUGUUGAUGACAAGCCCCAGAAUGACAACAGCACAAGAGAAGCAGUUUCCUCCCUCGCUGUUGAGCUUUUUCAUUUAUAACCCACAGCUCGGACCAAAGGAAGGUGAGGAGGAGAAAAAGAUCCUGUUUUAUCAUCCCUGUGAGGUUGAUAAAAACGAAAAGAUUAGGAAUGUUGGACUGUGUGAAGCAAUUGUGCAGUUUACAAGGACCUUUUGCCCCAACAAGCCCGCAAAGUCCCUGCACACGCAGAAGAACAGGCAGUUCUUUUACGAAGCGGAGGGGAAUUUCUGGAUGGUUAUGGUGGUGUCAAAUCCUAUGAUCGAAAGGGUGAGCAAGGACGGCACUCGGGUACCAGAGUACCAGGAGGAUGAAUUACUGGACACAGUCUACGGGGCCGUAAUCCAGCAGUGCUACUCCAUGUACAAGCUCUUCAACGGCACCUUUGUAAAGUCGAUAGAGGCUGGCGGCAUCGAACAUCUGCAACAGAGGAUCCAGAAGUUUUUCUACAGGUACUUGCAAACAUUGCACCUGCACUCCUGUGACCUGUUGGAUGUGUUCGGGGGAAUCAGUUUCUUCCCCUUGGAUAAGAUGACCUACCUGAAAAUCCAGUCGUUUGUCAACAGAAUGGAGGAAAGCUUGGAACUGGUCAAAUACACCGCGUUCCUGUACAACGAUCAUCUCAUCUGGAGCGGGCUGGAGCAGGAUGACAUGCGGAUCUUGUACAAGUAUCUCACGACGUCGCUCUUCCCACGGCACCUGGAGCCUGAGCUGAUCGGCCGUGAUUCCCCAGGGAGAGGAGGCAUAACUGGGAGCCUUCACCACUAUGGCAGGUUUCUCACCGGCCCAUACAAUAUCAACGAUCCAGAACUCGCUGUGCGGUUUCCAAGGAUCUUUGUGAACACUGACAGCACCUAUGAAGAAUUACACUUAAUAGUCUACAAGGCUAUGAGUGCAGUGGUGUGUUUCCUGAUUGAUGCCGCAGUGGAUCUGACACGAGAGUUCUGCCAGCGACUGGAUGACCUGGUUGGUCCUCAGCUCACACUCCUGGCUUCCGACAUCUGCGAGCAGUUCAACGCAAACAAGCGCCUCGCUGCGCCUGAAAAGGAGCCUCACUUUAAAUAUAUUUAUUUCAACCACAUGAACCUGGCGGAGAAGACAACCAUCCACAUGCGCAAAACGGCCAGCAUGUCUCUGACCUCCGUCCACCCCGAUCUCAUGAAGAUCCUGGGGGAUAUCAACAGCGAUUUCUCAAGAGCCGAUGAGGAUGAAGAGGUCAUUGCCAAGGCCAUGACGGAUUAUUGGGUUGUCGGCAAAAAGUCCGACCAACGCGAGCUUUAUGUCAUUCUGAGUCAGAAGAACGCAAAUCUAAUCGAGGUUAACGAGGAAGUCAAGAAACUCUGUGCAACUCAGUUUAACAACAUUUUCUUCUUGGAUUAACGGAGCUGAAUCUCGCUGCUCAUCGUGGCUUCAGUUACGGGACAGGGAUGUGGGGUGACACCAGUCAGCUUGAGGGCACAAGGAAGAACCAUGGAUGAUGCCACUGUGGCCAACAAACUCCAUCCCAUAAGUUAUGCCAGUGACGGCGAUGGUAUUCCCAUUAAUCCCGCUCGUUCUUGGAAGGGAAAGGGCUCACCUUCAGCUUGCGCACAGCAGUCGCUGUGAUAGGAAAUUUCCAUGAAAUGUAAGAUAAUUAGAUUUUAAAUAUUUAUGGUAAUGGAGUUAAAAGAAUGAGAACUUUAUCAUUCCAUUCUGUAAUAUAUGGCAAGCUUGUAUUGUAAAAAAAUAAAUUAACAAUGACAUUUGAGUGAGAUUUUAACUUUCCCAUUGUGUCUGUAUUUUUUGCUUUAUUUAUGUUAACUCUUGUUUAGGAGAGUUGAUCACUGGGUAUUUUAUAUAUUAAAAAAAGUGUAUUCUCUAAUGAAAGCUGCGUGAUCUGAUAUAAUGUGGGUCCCUUUUUUAUAAGUAGAUGUGGGUUUCUGUUUGAAGUGAUCUGUGUUUAUCAGGAAGUAUUCUUGCUCAGUAUUGUGUGGGUUAUUGUGUAAGUUACACUGCAUCAGCUCCUGAUGUCCUGUGCAGUUUUAACUUUGAACAAAACUACUACACAUACUGUAAUAGUUUCAGACACGGACGCUGGGAGUAACAUGCCAUUAUGACUUGAACACCUGUGUAUUUUUGAAGAUUUAUUCAGUUUGGAGAAACAGUGUCCCACAUUUGUAUGUUCAACAAGGCCUGGGAAAUAAAGAGACACAAGGAACUGCAAAUGCUGGUUUAUAAAAAGGACACAAAAUGCUGGAAUAACUCAGCGGGUCAGGCAGCAUCUCUGGAGAACAUAUGUUGGCAUAAUUUCAGGUCAGUCUGAAGAAGAGUCCCGACCCAAAUUGUCACCUAGUUUGAAGGUGGGUCCCAACCCAAAAUAUCAUCUAUCCAUGUUCUCCAGAAUUGCUGCCUGACCCACUUAGUUACUCCAGUACUUUGUGUCCUGGGACAUAUAUGCCUUGUGUAAACAUUUGUACACAAGAUCUUAGUUAAUCCAAGGAGCUUUAUCAGCGUAUUGGAGUUUUCAGUUGUCCAAUAACUUCCGUGGUGUUUGGUUUUGGAGGUAGCCAGCUACAAUAUGACAGCUGGUUUGGUUUGCACCCAGACUACCACAUCCUGUCCCUGCCUUUCUCAGCCAAAAAACUACUUGCAGAUAGACGUUACUUCCCAGUCUUAAUAGCAAUGCAGAUUUUUCAAAGCACUCAAAAGUCAUGUCCUUAGAUGUGUGAAAUUGUGUGUUGCAUGCAUUUAAGUUAUUGGCUUAAAAAUUAGCAGAUCUUUUGUACGUCAAACUUAGUUUUCAUAUCAGACAACUGCAGGUAUAUAUACCCAGACAGAUUAUGUUUUAGCAUUUGUGUGUUCUGCCAUCUUUAAUUUCUUCACUUCCUCAAAGUGAAACGGGUUUAUCUGAGAGACAAGGUGCUGAUUUAUCCAUGUAAUGAUGCAUUUUUUAAAAAUAAAAUAAAAUCUAUCUGCACU